AUGGAGUUGGAGGACAGCCUGUUGCGCAGCUACCUCAUAUAUCCCACCUUAGUCGACUGUGCCAUUCAGUUGCCCAUCCGAAGGGUAGCUCUGGGACUUCACUUUCCCAGUCAGUUGUAUGACUUCUUCAAACAAACCUUAAUGCAUGUACGGCGUGGCGAGCAUCGUCACUUGCAGGCAUUCAACGGCGACAUAUCAUCCAGUGUCCUAAGCCUCCUCGACAGUGAUCAAGGUAAUGGCAAACAGCCCCACCUCGUCAGCGUCUACUAA
Hydatigera taeniaeformis is the source of this 270-nucleotide messenger RNA. The record is from the annotation of a GenBank genome assembly. NCBI's taxonomy places the organism in Eukaryota, Metazoa, Platyhelminthes, Cestoda, Cyclophyllidea, Taeniidae.